AUGAAUGUCUCCCAACAGUCGCCGUUCGUGUCGGACCCCUUUGGCGCAGGUCGCCAACCUUCCCCUCAUCAAUCCAUCAACUUCAAGUCCAACAAUCCCUUCAGGAAUCGUGCCUUGUCCCCCGCCGCCACUUCUCCUGCAUUCGCUCCCCGUCCCGAGCGUCCCUUGUCUACCAACCCCUUUAUUGACAAUACCGAGGCGCUCUCCUUCCAGUCUGCCCGUCAAUCCUUGGUGCCAGUAGUGCCGUCGACUACGAGGCCGGACUUCACGAACCAAGCGCGUGAACUCUUUGGCAAUCUUUCGAUCAGUUCUCCCUCCCAGGUGAAUGACUACCCCGCAUCAAAUAACCCGUUCGAAAACCCACGACGCGUAAGCCGUGUACCUCCGCAACUAGAACGCGAGAAAGGACUCGUGGACAUUUUCGCGGAUCCUCCAAAGCCUGUUAACAGUGAACGGUCUCGAGAGAGAAGAAGACCUCGUCGUCGAAACUCGGAAUCCUCCAUCAUGGAUAAGCCUUCCAAGUUCUUCGAUGCUAGUGAUGAGGAGCGCCGCCGAAGGGAGAGAAAGGAUCGCGAACGGGAUGGUCAUCCUAAAGACCGGAAGCACCAUUCGUCGAAGAAGACUCAGUACCAACUUGACAUCAUUGACAAGCUGGAUGUCACCAGUAUCUACGGGACUGGCAUGUUCCAUCAUGACGGCCCGUUUGAUGCCUGUAAUCCUAACCGAAACCGCAAGGGAAUGCGUGCCACACCGAUGCAGGCCUUCCCGAAAGAUUCGGCCAAUAUGGCGCUAGGUGGUGCAGGCCCUGUCAACUCCAAAAUGGAUUAUGACUUAUUCCAUGGCAUCACUACGGAAGCGCACACCGACUUCUCUUCGACUGGGCUAUCUGAUUCCCGUAAGAAUGAUGGUCAUUUUGAUACUAGGAAUCGCGUGGACCCCGUUCACGGGGUAGAAAGCUUGGGACUUGGGACCAGCACGUUUCUCGAGGGAACUCCCGCAAGCCGUGCAGCUAUUGAGCGACGCCAGAGUGAAACUGAGGCACAGACUUCCCAGGGCGGGUUGCAGCGGAAGAAGAGUCUUGCCCAGAGACUCCGUGGUAUCAACAACAGGAACCCUGGCGGCCGGGUUGCAUCCCCGGAGUUUUCCCAGAACGGGGGUUCCAUCUCGAGCCACAUUGGCACAAUUCCGGUGAACGGAAAGAGUCCCUUCUUCCAGGAUUAUGAUGACGCUUGGGAGAGGAAGGGUGCCAGGAUCCAGCAGGCCGAUGAGCUGCGACCUUCUGAAUCCGGAAGAAGUCGCUCUGUUAGUGCAUCCCGAACGUUUGACGAACCAACCCGCAGGUCAAACGAACGAUCUUUCUCUGGCUUAGAGGAUGGCAAACCCAAUGCAGGUGGUGGCCUAAUCAGUCGGAUGAAGAGUUUGAGGAAGCCCAAACCAGAAAGACGGAUGACCGAUGACUAA
This is a messenger RNA of Monascus purpureus, 1461 nucleotides long. Lineage: Eukaryota; Fungi; Ascomycota; Eurotiomycetes; Eurotiales; Aspergillaceae. The record is from the annotation of a GenBank genome assembly.